CUUCACGGUACCUGGCUCUUUCCCAUACCUGGCUCUGAGGUCUCCAUUUUCGCUGUGCUGCUGAGUUAGGCAUUUUUAGGGUCCCCCUUGACGCCCUGCCCUCUCCUAGGUAGGAUCCAAUCCCUGAGCUUUCUGUGCAACCCCACCUCCUCUAGCUACGCUGGGUCGGAGUCUGCCUAGCCGUGGUCCCGCCCAGUCGCUCAGCCCAAUCAGCGCGUGUCCUCCCUCCACCUGCCCAAUCACACCCUCCCAUCCAUUCAUCGCCUCCUCCUGUCCUAUCACGUCUGCCUCUCUAUCCGGGCCCCGCCCCCGAGACCCUGCCCCCUCAGCCCCGCCUCCCUGUCCAAUGCUCAGCUCAGUGUGCGUCUGGUCGUUCAGCGGGCGCCAGGGGACCGGCAAGCAGCAGCCUCAGCCGGUGCCAACGCCGCAGCCGCCUGAGUCCUCACCGCCGCCUCUGCCGCCGCCGCCGCAGCAGCAGUGCGCUCAGCCCGGCACCACCGCCUCCCCGGCGGGUGCACCGCUUGCCUGCGGGCCUGGGGGCCGGCGUGCCGAGCCAUGCCCCGGGCUGCCGGCGGUGGCCAUGGGGCGGCACGGCGGCGGCGGCGGCGACAGCGGUAAGAUCGUGAUCAACGUGGGCGGCGUGCGCCAUGAGACGUACCGCUCCACGUUGCGCACCCUGCCAGGGACCCGACUGGCCGGGCUGACCGAGCCCGAGGCGGCCGCGCGCUUUGACUACGACCCGGGCACGGACGAGUUCUUCUUCGACCGUCACCCGGGCGUCUUCGCCUACGUGCUCAACUACUACCGCACCGGCAAACUGCACUGCCCGGCCGACGUGUGCGGGCCGCUCUUCGAGGAGGAGCUGGGCUUCUGGGGCAUAGACGAGACGGACGUGGAGGCCUGCUGCUGGAUGACCUACCGCCAGCACCGUGACGCUGAGGAGGCACUGGACUCCUUCGAGGCCCCGGACUCCUCGGCCAACGCCAACGCCAACGCCGGAGGCGCGCACGAUGCGGGACUGGACGACGAGGCGGGCGCAGGAGGCGGCGGCCUGGACGGGGCAGGCGGCGAGCUCAAGCGUCUGUGUUUUCAGGACGCGGGCGGAGGUGCCGGAGGACCUGCCGGGGGCGCGGGCGGCGCGGGCGGCACCUGGUGGCGGCGCUGGCAGCCCCGUGUGUGGGCGCUUUUUGAGGACCCCUACUCGUCGCGAGCUGCCAGGUAUGUGGCCUUCGCCUCCCUAUUCUUUAUCCUCAUCUCCAUCACCACCUUCUGCCUGGAGACACACGAGGGCUUCAUCCAUAUCAGCAACAAGACGGUGACACAGGCCUCCCCAAUCCCUGGGGCUCCCCCGGAGAAUAUCACCAACGUGGAGGUGGAGACGGAACCCUUUUUGACCUACGUGGAAGGCGUGUGUGUGGUCUGGUUCACCUUUGAGUUUCUCAUGCGGGUCACCUUCUGCCCAGAUAAGGUGGAGUUUCUCAAAAGCAGCCUGAACAUCAUCGACUGCGUGGCCAUCUUGCCCUUCUACUUGGAAGUGGGCCUGUCAGGUCUCAGCUCCAAAGCCGCCAAGGACGUGCUGGGCUUCCUGCGUGUCGUCCGUUUUGUUCGUAUCCUUCGUAUCUUCAAGCUGACCCGUCACUUCGUGGGGCUGCGUGUGCUGGGCCACACGCUCCGGGCCAGCACCAACGAGUUCCUGUUACUCAUCAUCUUCCUGGCCCUGGGGGUCCUCAUCUUUGCCACCAUGAUCUACUACGCCGAACGCAUCGGGGCUGACCCUGACGACAUCCUGGGCUCCAACCACACCUACUUCAAGAACAUCCCCAUUGGCUUCUGGUGGGCUGUGGUCACCAUGACCACCCUGGGCUAUGGAGACAUGUAUCCCAAGACGUGGUCUGGGAUGCUAGUCGGGGCACUGUGUGCCCUGGCUGGUGUGUUGACCAUUGCCAUGCCCGUGCCUGUCAUUGUCAACAACUUCGGCAUGUACUAUUCACUGGCUAUGGCCAAGCAGAAAUUGCCAAAGAAGAAAAACAAACAUAUCCCCAGGCCCCCACAGCCUGGCUCACCCAACUACUGCAAGCCCGACCCCCCGCCUCCGCCCCCACCACACCCCCACCACGGCAGCGGUGGCAUCAGCCCGCCGCCGCCCAUCACCCCUCCUUCCAUGGGGGUGACUGUGGCCGGGGCCUACCCACCUGGACCCCACACGCACCCCGGGCUGCUCAGGGGUGGUGCUGGGGGCCUGGGAAUCAUGGGAUUGCCUCCUCUGCCAGCCCCUGGUGAGCCCUGCCCAUUGGCUCAAGAAGAGGUGAUUGAAACCAACAGGGCAGGCAGUGACUUGGGUGUCCUGGAGGAAGGAGUCGACCCCCGUCCCAAUGGAGACCCUGCAGCAGCUGCACUGGCCCAUGAGGACUGCCCCGCCAUCGACCAGCCAGCCAUGUCUCCGGAAGACAAGAGCCCGAUCACUCCUGGAAGCCGGGGUCGCUAUAGCCGGGACCGAGCUUGCUUCCUUGUCACAGACUAUGCCCCUUCCCCUGAUGGCUCCAUCCGAAAAGGUUACGAGAAGUCCCGCAGCCUGAGCAGCAUUGUGGGCCUGAGCGGGGUGUCCCUGCGCCUCGCGCCCCUCGCCACCCCCCCUGGCUCUCCCCGGGCCACGCGCCGAGCUCCCCCGACCCUGCCCUCCAUCCUCUAGCGCAGCCCUACCCCCUGUGGGGGGACUGGGGGUGAUGGGAAGGUGAAAAGGAGCUGGGAGUAGGGGCGGGGAAAGGGUUCUUUAAAAAAAAAAAAAAAAAAGUCAAUAAUAUGCAAAAGAGAUGAUGCCAGCAGACACCCCCGGGGCCUCUCACUCCCCAUAACACUAGAGAACCCAGGAUAGAGGGGACAGGGCCGGAGCCUGUACCCCAACUCCCUCCCCCUUCCAAAAAAAAAAAAAUGCAAACCUCAGGUCUCCAUGAGCCAUAGGACACCCCUCCCAUCGACUCCUGUAAAUAACUAAAAGCUGAUUCCAUCUUGGGGCACCCACUCCAGUUUGCAUGCCUCCCCGACCGACCCCCUCUUCAGCAAUAAGCCGCCAGGAGCUGUGUGCAAAGAGUUGGAGGGGAGGCUGCUGGGAGCCUCUGGGGUCGGAGCUAGCAUUUUAGGGGUCUUCCUGGUCACCCGCCCCCCAGAGGGCAACCCACCCAUCACUAAUUGAUUCAGGAAAAACAAAAACCUCUAGGAACACGUAGGAAAAGGAACACAGGUUAAUCAGCCGCAGCCCCGAGGAGCUCAGCUUGGGGGUGGGGGGUGGGGUUCUGCCAGCUGCUCUUGGGCUUGGAGGACGCCAGCUGGUGCAUUCCACCCACGCCCGCCUCCGGGGAUCUGCUCCCUCUAUUCGCUGCAUGGACUUGGCCCUCCAGGCCCAGAACCCUCUACCCACUGCAGUCUCCACUCUAUCCCAAGAGGUGAGACUAGUACCCUAGACUUAGGAGACAGAACCUGGCACCCGACACUACCACACCCCAUGGACUCCGGCGUCCCCCACUCCCCACGUCCACCACUCCAUCCAUCCCCCACUGGCCUGGACUGCACCGCCGAGUUCUUCCACCCUUCCCUUGCACCUCAGCUCACUUCCAGCCUUCGGGGUUCUGACAGUCCUCAAGACCCUGACAUUGCCUAGACGCCCCCAUAUCUCAAGCCUCCUCCAACCCCAGACGGCCCCAGCCCCCUGACAUCACACUCCUCUGUCCCCUAGAGCCUCUGGCGCAAGACCUUCCGGGACAAGCUCCGUCUGUCUGAUUCCAGAGAGCUCCCAUCCCAUUCCAGUAUUGCUGUCUAGGCAGCCCCCUCCUCAACGCCCUCUCCCCCCACCCC
Molecule: messenger RNA, 3849 nt
Organism: Mus pahari (shrew mouse)
Lineage: Eukaryota; Metazoa; Chordata; Mammalia; Rodentia; Muridae
Gene: Kcnc3
Product: potassium voltage-gated channel subfamily C member 3
Exons: 5
Coding region: 347-2689 (780 amino acids)
Biological process (GO): protein homooligomerization; potassium ion transmembrane transport
Cellular component (GO): axon; dendrite membrane; voltage-gated potassium channel complex
Molecular function (GO): protein binding; delayed rectifier potassium channel activity
Source: RefSeq, a predicted model, not a curated record